AUGAAUUCUCUGCCACCCGAAGUUCAAUUUGAUGUCUUCAAAUGUCUUGAUUUCGACCAAUUAUUUUCUGUUAAACAAACCAUUCGUUAUUUCAAAAAUUUUAUCGAUAAAUAUGAGAAUGAAUUGGCUCGCUUGAAAUUUAAUAAACUUAGCAUUUAUAAUUGGAGUUAUAAUAAAAAGUUCAAUUCAUAUAAAGUUAUUCCAAUUGAAUCUGGAUUUUUUGAAUUUAACUUGAAUUCACAACUUAAGGAAAAAUGGCAGAAAGCGAUAGAUAAAUCAAUUCCUUUAUAUUUAUUUAAUUAUGGACCUCGAAACCAAUCUGCCGUCUUACUCAAUAAUUAUAUUUUAAAAUUGUCAAACAUUCCAAAAAAUAUACAAGAAAUGACUGUUCUUCGAUGUUGGUUUGAACAUUUAUUUAAAUGUGCUUUUGAAUAUACCGGUUUUGAUAAUGUAUUUAAUCCAGAAAUAAUUAAUUUAUUGUUUGAUAACGACAAAUCAAUUCCUCUUCAAUUUCACAUUCAAAAACCAUCUCUAUAUGAAAAACACAUACGUGAAAAUAUUUUAAAUUUGUUUCAAAUAAUUUAUCAAUUUCUGAAUCUCUCAGUAUUAAUUACAGCGAGGAUGACAUUUCAGAACGACAAAUAA
Molecule: messenger RNA, 645 nt
Organism: Meloidogyne enterolobii
Lineage: Eukaryota; Metazoa; Nematoda; Chromadorea; Rhabditida; Meloidogynidae
Source: the annotation of a GenBank genome assembly